GCUUGUUGUGGAAUGAUAAUUAUGGAAAUAAUAGGAUGGGUUGAGUUGUGGUUGUGUUAAGUACAAGUUGGUUGUACAAACAUAAACUGAGGAUAAGCAAAACUAAAGUCAAACUGGAAAGACACAGUGGAACUUGAAUUACAGCUGACAAUGCUUAACAGAAUUAUUACAUGUUUUGUUUUAACUUUAGUUGCUACUGGUGCAGCUAUUUCUCGUCAUAUUUGCUCUAUUAAAACUUUUGACAACCAAAGAGGAGAAUUUGUCUCUCAAAACUAUCCUUCAAAGUCAACUACAAAAAUUCUUUGCCGACUUCGCUUCAAUACAAGUCUUUUAGGAAAUUUAAAAGUGUAUGAUUCAGGCUUUAAUAUCAGCAAAUUAAGACUGGAUAUUUGGUAUAUGAGAUCUAAAUGGCUCUUUUACACUGUCAUCCCAAAAGAUGAAAUUAUCCAUUUGCCAAAGUCAACUGCUUAUGACAUGCAUUUUCACAGUCCAAAAAUUUGGUUUUCAUUUUAUGAGAACAAUCAGAGGGAGCCAAGUAACAAAGUAUGGAAACCUUGUGACAAGAACACAACAGCAAACUGUGGGCACUUUGUAUCAAAAGGAAAUGCUGACGGUAACAACCCUGAUUUACAAGGCCUCAACAAAUGUCCACAUAAUUCAACCAAGCCAUCACAGCCAAAUUGUUUAAGAAAUGCUCCCAAACAAACAGCUAAAAACUCAGCAAUUAUCCUCAUUAGCAGUCUAAUUGGAGGCCUUUUUUUGAUAAUAGCUCUUAUCAUUGGAGUAAUAUGGAAGCGACACCAGAUAUCAAAACAUGGAACUGUACAGCGGAGACAAACACAUCCAUACAGUCAGCCAGAUAUGAGCAGUAUUUAUGUUAGCCCUAAUGCUAUAGUCAACUGUCAGCUUCCACAAGAAAACGAAGAGUCACACAUUUAUGAGAAAAUCACUACAAGCAUUUAUUAUGAUCCACAAGCUGCACUGAAAACCGUUGACAGCAAUGACAAACUAAUGUCUGGCUUCUAUUUUGAACCACAAACUAUAAUGAAGAACAUUAAUGGUAAUGACAAACUGUCUGGCCUUUACUGUGAACCACAAACUACAAUGAAAACCAUUAACAGCAGUGACAAACUGUCUGGCCUCUAUUGUGAACCACAGACUGUGAUGAAAAACAUCAACAGUAAUGACAAACUUACUUCUGGCCUUUAUUGGGAACCACAGACACUAAAGGAUGUUGAUAAGGAAAAUAGCACGCCUAUCUAUGUUAACAUCUUGUGAUUGUUUGUUGUCCUAAACAAUAUAUUUUAUCUGUAAUGUUCAGUAAUUUAUGAUAAAGUCAACACUAUAUAUCUUUGACAGAAAA
This is a messenger RNA of Octopus sinensis (East Asian common octopus), 1363 nucleotides long. RefSeq lists its product as uncharacterized. The transcript has 6 exons. The record is from RefSeq and is a predicted model, not a curated record. NCBI's taxonomy places the organism in Eukaryota, Metazoa, Mollusca, Cephalopoda, Octopoda, Octopodidae. Bases 151 to 1278 code for a protein of 375 amino acids.